Labrus mixtus (cuckoo wrasse) is the source of this 1421-nucleotide messenger RNA. It is a transcript of the gene pigx, whose product is annotated as phosphatidylinositol glycan anchor biosynthesis, class X. NCBI's taxonomy places the organism in Eukaryota, Metazoa, Chordata, Actinopteri, Labriformes, Labridae. The record is from RefSeq and is a predicted model, not a curated record. Gene Ontology annotation, cellular component: endoplasmic reticulum membrane. Bases 101 to 844 code for a protein of 247 amino acids. The transcript has 6 exons. Gene Ontology annotation, biological process: GPI anchor biosynthetic process.
CGGGAGUCUUUUCCGGCAACAGUUUCACACAGAGCACCUUACAAGUUUAAAAAACGUAUAUGCUGUAACAAGCUUGUUUUAUCUCCCCUUUAUUGUUUUGAUGUAUCUUUCACUGUUUGCCGUUUUAGCUUGUUUAUCGUCAUGUCAUGGUUCAAUCGACGAGGAUGAGAAGAAAGAGAACCAUUGUGAUGUCCUGAAGCAGCUGCUUGAAUCCUCCGCUGUGGCAGUGGAGCUCAGGAAGAACGGCUUUCACAGAGAGCUGGUGACCUCUGUGGAGCUCAGCCCUGAUGAUCUCAGGUGGGUCAGAGUCCUGCUGGUUCACAGGUGGCCCAGGGGGGUCUAUGUCGAUCCGUACCAGCUUGCUUCCCUGAGUGAUCACAGGGAUUGGCAGAUAUUAAUAAAUUCAGCCAUUGACCUGGAGCUACCUGCUCAUAAGACAUCAGGAUUUAUCACCUAUGUGUAUCCUGCCCCCGAUGGACCGACUCCCAGACUGAUAAAAGUAACAAUCCCCGUUCACACUCGAUACCACAAGCCGUCAUUUGAUGGGGAAGCAUUUACAGCUGUAGAAAUAGAACCUCCAAAACUGCUGCUACGGGCUGAAAAAUGCACGCAGCUCCACAGCUUCGAGCCUCAUACAGUCGUUGAAGCUCCCUGCACUCACAAAAAUCUUAGCACAUGUGCAUGGCUUCAACUUCCUCAUCAGCAGGACCAGGGCUCUGUGAGUGUGCAGGUUCCAGUUGGAGACGAGUCUCUGGUGAUUCCUGUUUGUGCUGGAACUCUUCUCGUAACAAUGAUCUGCUGUGUAGGACUGUCCAAAUACAUGUGGACACAUCGAAUCGUUUAAACAGGGACAGUCAAUGUUUGUUGUGUUAAAUACUCAGGAACUGGAGCCGUUAGCCUCGUGGUUAUGUUGCGCACCCCAUGAACAGCAGCUAUAGUCCUCGUUGCAGUGGCCGUGGGUUCUUAACCAACCUCGGCCCUUUGCUGCAUGUCAUCCCCCACUCUCUCCUCCCAACAUUUCCCUGUCCCCCUUCAGCUGUCCUAUCCAAUAAAGGUAAAAAAUGGCCCAAAAAAAACCUCAGAAACGUCUAAUCAAAAAAGAUUUGUCGUCAUCAGGAUCAUUCUGGCAAAAUGGAAAAAGACGAAACACCCCCCCCAAAACACUGCACUGUUACUUGUACAGUUGCAUCUUAAAGCGGUCUCAUAUUUUAGUUUUUUUUCUUGCUUUAUUUGUUCUUCUCUAAUUUUUAAUGGUUUGUUUUGGUGAUUAUUAAAUAUCCUCUUAAUGUGAUUCUUUUCCCCUUUUCAUGUUUUGAUGUCUCGUGUGAAGCACUUAGAAUUGCCUUGAUGCUGAAAUGUAUAUAAAUUGGCUUUUCUGCUUUGUUAAUUGAUAGAUAUUAAAUAUAUUUUUUGUAAAAACC